AUGACUCCUGGAUUUUUAAGGAUUGCAUGGAGCACUGUGCACUGUGGACAACUACUGCAUUCUGUUUCUGGUGAAGUUAGCCGAGGACAAUUUACCUACUACAUAUUGAUGUUUGAUGGUCCUAUUACCUUAAACUUGUACUCUCAUGUAGGGGAUGCUGAUUUAUACAUUUCUCAACACAUAUCCAAACCAACAUAUGAACCAGAUUCCCAUUGUUUACAAUCUGUCACUUGUGGUAUAGAUACUGUUCAUAUUCCUGCUUCAUUUAAAAGACCAAUUGGGAUUGGGGUUUAUGGUCAUACUUUCCAUGAUAUUAGCCACUACCAACUAGAGGCAACUUAUAGUGAUGAUGAAAACCCGGAAUUCGAUGUAUUUUCAAGAGACAACAGCAGUUUUGAAGAUAUAGAAGAAGAGGUUCAAGGAGAUAGAACAGAUGAGCAUUCACAAAGUGUGAGGGCCAGGCGUUCAGAUUCAAGAAAUUCUAGAGAUAUAGAGGGGCUUGAUUUGGAUGAAACAGAGAGUGAAGAAGGGGAGGUCUCUGCUCUUUGGGCAUUAAUUUGGCCUUUCAUUAGUAUUUUGUUGGAAGUACUAGUCCUUUAG
Molecule: messenger RNA, 600 nt
Organism: Frankliniella occidentalis (western flower thrips)
Lineage: Eukaryota; Metazoa; Arthropoda; Insecta; Thysanoptera; Thripidae
Product: UPF0669 protein C6orf120 homolog
Exons: 6
Coding region: 1-600 (199 amino acids)
Source: RefSeq, a predicted model, not a curated record